Molecule: messenger RNA, 960 nt
Organism: Paramecium octaurelia
Lineage: Eukaryota; Ciliophora; Oligohymenophorea; Peniculida; Parameciidae
Source: the annotation of a GenBank genome assembly
AUGAAUGUCGAAGAGGACGAUCUCAAUUUCUUGAAAGGUAUUCAUUCAAUUACUAAUUCCAGCUUAACCCUUGUGGACAGGAUGUAGAAACACACCUUAUAUAAUCCGAGCUGGAAUCAAUAUAGAUAAGUGCUUAAUUUGUACUAUUCAUAAAUAAGAUAUAGUCAUAACAAAUCUCAGAUAAUCAUGGAUUUGCAAGCUCAACAAAGAUCGCAUUUAAAAGGAUAAGGAACUUUACAACAAAUCAAUAUAAACUACGAAUUUCUAAGGAGUGUUGGAUUUAUUAGAGUUGGCCCUCAAAUUUGACCCUUAAGCAGAAUACUCAUUCAAGUUGAAUGACUCUUCUUUGUAUUAUGGUUAUAGUAAUGUAAUCAAGAUCUACACUCUAACAUGGGUGUUCGAUUGCAAAGUCGUAGAUGACCAAUAUCAUAACAAAAUUCUCAUAAAUGACAUUAUAAAUCCUUUGUUAUUGACCAUUCAUUCCUUAGAAAAUAGAUGCAACAAUUAUAAAUCAGCAUUUUCAUAAUUGGAGUAGGAUUACAUAAAGAGAUUAAAUGAAAAGGAAAGAGCUUAGUAUAAAGUAAGGGAUAAAGACGAAGACUUGAGUGUCUACAUUUUAGAUGAUCAAAUUGACCAGGAGAAGAUAUGUUAAAUCAACUUUACUCCUAUGGCAAAUUAUUUCAUCUAAUAUUAUGCAAUUAAUAAAGUGAAUAAAACAUUAUAACAAAUGAAAAAAAGACAACCAUAACAGCAAUAAAGUAAAAAUGAAAAUGUGUCUUCAAACAUGAAAAAAAGUAAAUUAAAGAUUUCUACUAUUUAGAAGAAAAUAUAUGGUAAAGUUAUGAAAAUACAUUAUCUGACAUGUUUGAAGGAAAGGGAUAACAAAUAUUAGAAAAUGAUAAAAAUGAACCAAAAUAAGAUCGGAGCAAAAACACCAAAAAAAAGGUUGGAUUUUUAUGA